CAUGCCCACUGUCCGUCCUUCUCUUUCUCUCUCUAGGGUUCUCAAAAUGGGAUCGGGAGAUUUUGCCGCGCUCAUGGCGGCAAUCGUCGUCUUCUUGGCGGCGAUCUUGCCGUUCACUGCCGGGGAAGCCGUCCCCAACUCCUUUUCUAGCUUCGAGUGGCAGCCUCUCUCGAGGAGCAACUUCUCUUCGGAGAUCCGAGCCCACCCCCAUGUCCUCCUCCUGGUCACCGUUCCCUGGUCUGGCGAGUCCCGAACACUUAUGGCGGAGAUAAGACAGAUAGCAACACAAAAGCAUGAAAAGUUCAGCCAACUAAAGUUGAUGUUUGUUUACAGAAAUACUGAAAAGACGUUGGCUGAUCUUCUUGGUGCAGCCAAGGGAAUAUCAUUCAUUUGUUAUCACCAUUCUGUGGCAUUCAAAUAUCAAGGGAGACUUCGGGCUUGGAGUCUACUGAUGUCUGCUUACCAUCUUAUGUUGCUUCCUCCUGCUGAACCACCGUUUAGACAGUUGAAUACUGUUAAUGAACUGCAAGCAUUUCUCCAAUCAACUGAUAAAGCAGUUCUUCUCUUUGAGUUCUGUGGGUGGACACAAAUGUUGCUGGCAAAACAGCAGGCUGGUCUGUCUGAUGAAAGGGGAACUGGUCUAAGAAAUUUGUCAAGCUUUCCACUAAUGUCGAGUGAAGAUACUGAUGGAGAUCAGCAUAUAACAAAUGUAUUCACUGGAAGGGAAGAGCAGAAGGGGUCAAACAAUGCUCCGCUAACCUGUGGGGUCGCAAAUGGGCAAAAUGGAAAUGAUUGGCUCGACGAGUUCACAUUCACAAGUAUGAAUAAUUCUUCAGUUGGAGCUGGAACUGGAGGGAAUGGUCCAAACAUUUCAUGUAGACGUGCUGAAUUUCAACGAUAUGAAUCUUUUUUCUCCAAGCUAGUGACAGUUGCACGAGAGAAUUUUCUUCCACCAGAUAAGUUAAGAUAUGGUAUAAUCUCAAGGAAAGAUUUGCUUUGGAAUUUGGGCAUCAAAGACGAGGCAACUUGGCUACUGUUACUUCAUUUCAUAGGAUGCCCAAACUGUUCAAAGAUGCUUAAGGAUGGGGAUGACCUUAGCAGCAUCUUGUUAAUGCGCCAUCCCCUUAUGAUUGAGCUGGAAGACAAGGGACACAGUUUGGAACCUGCAUUGCCUUUAAACAGACCAUCGAUUGUUCUGUUUGUUGAUAGAUCAUCAGAGUUAUCAAAGGUUCGCAAAAGGAGUGAAGCGGCCCUUAAAAUAUUACGGAAGUUCGCAUUGGAGAGUCAACCAGGAUUCCAGAUGGCAGAUGGAAUAAAUAAGGCCAGUAAACGGCUUCUGGAACAGAUUAUUCCCCAAAAGAAGAGGAUAUUCCCAGCUUCGUCUAAACUGGUGGUUGAUGUCUCACAAGCUCCAGUAUCAGUGGAUUCCGUACUGAGGAAGGAUGGAAAUGUGAGAUUGGAUAAGGUUGACGCUCAUGGACAAACUGCAUAUGAGUUUUUGCUGGGCCUUUUGGGACAGAAUAAUCCGUCCUUGGUGGGUGAGCAGGUUGGAAUGAAGGUGCUACCUGACUAUAGAAGGAUCCAAAAUCAAAUACAGGAGUCUCAAAGGGUGGAAGUACUAGUAAGGCCUAUUGACAAGCAAAGUAUUCAUCAACAGAAUCCUGAAUUAUCCAAUAACAUAGGAACAGAAGAAGUGGGGAAACAGGUUGAAGCCGCUGGUGUCAAUGAUGCUGCUUAUAUAGAUUCUACCACCUCUAAUAAUGAGGACACCCGGUUGAACCUCUUUGGAUCAAUCUUAGAGAUUUUGGAAGAUCAAAUCAUGGAUGCAGAUGAGAAAACUAUCCUUGAAACUUUCAAGAAAAAUGUGAGACUUGCUGGCUUUUCCUCUUCUUUUAUUGAUUGCAAUGAUCAAAUUUCCAACGUCAGAUAUGCAACACUCCGACAGCCAGACAUUUGUCCUAUCAAAACCAUAAAGGGUUUUAUUUGUGGUCAUCCUACUGUGAAUCCAGAAGAUUAUCUGGUGGUAGCAAAAAGCUUUGAUGGAGUAGACAGCUUAGAGAAACUGCAAAGGCAUGAUUUCAAGUUUGAUGCUUCUUUUUUCUUUUCUGAUGGUGGAUAUUUGUCACUCAAAUCUAUGACUGGAGAGACAAAGGUCCCGUCUUUGAUCAUUGUGGAUCCUAUAAAGCGACAGCAUUAUCUGUUUCCGAGAGAUUCUUCUUUCAGUUAUUCUACACUAAUUGAUUUUAUUAACAGUUUUCUUAAUGGAAGCCUUGUUCCAUAUGAACGUUCUGAAACUCCUCUGUCAACUCCACUGGAAGUGCCAUAUCCAACAUUAGUGAAUCAAAAAAGCCACCAGGCUUGUUCAAUCCCUUUCAUCAGUGCAAGAGAAUUUACAGAUAAAGUGCUAGGUGAUCACGAUUGUGAAAUUGAGGUUGCAGAAUCAUGUGCUGGCACUCAGCUGGAUUUUUGUUUAUGUAAAAAGGAUGUAUUGGUGCUUUUCAGCAAUUCUUGGUGUGGAUUUUGCCGACGAAUGGAACUAGUUGUUCGUGAAGUCCAUCAUGCUUUCAAGGGUUAUGUAAGCAUGCUGCAGAACAGAAAUAAGUUGGAAACUGGUACAUUGAUUGGUGUACCAUCAUUUCUACGUAUGGACUGCACUCUUAAUGAAUGUGGUUCAAUUCUAAAACCAGUGCAUCAGGGUGAAUUAUAUCCAUCUUUGAUGUUAUUUCCAGCUGGUAAAAAGAGCGGCAUCUAUUAUGAGGGAGAAAUAUCAGUGUCUGACCUUAUUGAAUUUAUUUUUUCUUAUGGAAGUAAUACUCAUCUUAUUUCUGGAAUGGAAGGCAUUUUAUGGAAAAGAACAUCAAAAUUAGUGAAGACAAAGAACUCUUCUUGGUAUUCUUCCUCCGAACCAAGUGAGGCCUAUGUGCAUUCAAACAAGAGGCAACGACUGGAAGUCUUGCUAAAACGUGAUCAACCUGUUGAAAAUCAGCAGAAUCUUGCUGAUUUGCCUACAUCAGGAGAGGCAUAUGAUGGGAAACAUGUACACAUUGGUUCAGUUCUUACUGCCAGUGACAAGAUCAACAUUGUGCCACCAUUUGAUAAGUCUAAGAUUGUCAUUGUGAAAGUGGAUCAGGACAAAAGUUUCCUUGGGUUGAUGAUCAAUAAGCAGCUAAAGUGGGAUGUUCUUCUUGAUCUGGGCCACGAUGUAGAAUUACUCAGAGCUGCACCAUUGUUUUAUGGUGGGCCAGUAGUUGUUCCAAAUGCUCCUCUUGUUAGCCUGACUCGAAAUCCUCCUAAUGAAGGAUACUCAGAGAUAUUGCCUGGUCUAUUUUUUGGUGAUCAAUCUGCUACAGGUGGAGUUGUAAAGAUGAUUAAAUCUGGAAGUCAGUCUGCCUCGGACUUCUGGUUUUUCUUGGGCUUUGCGAGCUGGGGAUGGGAGCAGCUUUACAAUGAAAUUGCUCAUGGAGCAUGGCAUCUUAUCGAUAACCCGGACGUGCAAUUGCAAUGGCCAGAAACAUGAGCAGCGCUUCAGUAGCGGUUGGAAGGGAAACCCACUAAAAAAGCGUUUGCUUCAUGGAAACUGUGACUUGACCCAUAGUACCACCUGGUGAAGUUAUACGUAAUCAACACGACGAAGCUUCCCAAUUUUGCUGGAGGAUUGGGCCACUCAGAUUCAUUUGAAAGGGUGGAAAACAUGUUUGUUUAACACAUGCAUCAUUUAUUCUUGUCAUGGUUCUGUAUCAGUUUGUUCCGAUAAAUUUAUUUUUCCUUUUUUUUUUUCCAGUAGUUUAUAUGCUUCACUUUGUGUUGUCAAAUUUUGGUCCUUCCCUUUUAUCUGGUAAGGAUUAGUUUUAAAUUCAGUGACAAAGGCUUAUGCUAAAAUUUUUGUUAAAAAUAUUGGCUCUUAUCUA
Messenger RNA from Nymphaea colorata (pocket water lily), 3908 nucleotides. RefSeq lists its product as uncharacterized. The coding region runs from base 2 to 3517 and encodes 1171 amino acids. The transcript is spliced from 8 exons. The record is from RefSeq and is a predicted model, not a curated record. Lineage: Eukaryota; Viridiplantae; Streptophyta; Magnoliopsida; Nymphaeales; Nymphaeaceae.